Molecule: messenger RNA, 1362 nt
Organism: Amborella trichopoda
Lineage: Eukaryota; Viridiplantae; Streptophyta; Magnoliopsida; Amborellales; Amborellaceae
Product: FAD/NAD(P)-binding oxidoreductase
Molecular function (GO): cytochrome-b5 reductase activity, acting on NAD(P)H
Source: RefSeq, a predicted model, not a curated record
ACAAGCUUGUCAAAGAACCGACUUCUUCUUCCUCGACAAUGGCUCUUCUUCUGAAGCGCUUUGCCAGAACUGCUCCUGUGGCUCUUAGAUCAAGGGCUCAAUCCAAUUUGAGCUCCAUGGCUUCUUCUCCUUCCUUUCACACAACCUCUGAGGAGUUAUGGAAAAAAAGCAAGGCCCAUUUUGGAGCCAUUUCUGCAAUUUCAGGUGGUCUGGCGUACUUGUACUUGUUCUCUGAUGAUAAGGUUCAGCUAGACUCACAACCAGAAGAUUCUGCUCGAAGUGGAGCACUCAACCCAGAGAAGUGGAUUCAAUUCAAGUUGCUAGAAAAGGCAAAAGUUAGCCCUAACACCCAUUUAUUUAGGUUUUCCUUCGACCAUAGUUUAAGUUUAGGCCUUCGUGUUGCUUCAUGCAUCCUUACAAGAGCUCCAUUUGGCAAAGACAGUGAAGGAAAGACGAAAUAUGUUAUCCGCCCGUACACCCCCAUUUCAGAUCCUGAUUCCAAGGGUUACUUUGACUUAAUGGUAAAGGUUUACCCAGAAGGCAAAAUGAGCCAGUAUUUAGCAAGUUUAAAACCCGGUGAUGUUGUAGAAGUUAAAGGACCAAUUGAAAAGCUCCGAUACCAUCCAAACAUGAAGAAAAGGAUUGGCAUGAUUGCAGGUGGUACAGGAAUUACGCCAAUGCUACAGGUCAUUGAAGCUAUUUUGAAGAAUCCUGAUGACAACACCCAGAUAUCAUUGCUCUAUGCAAAUAUUUCUCCUGAUGAUAUACUGCUCAAAGAAAAGCUUGACAUGCUUUCAGCCAACCAUCCAAAUCUGAAGAUAUUUUACACAGUGGAUAAACCAUCUCAGAAUUGGAGAGGUGGUGCUGGUUAUAUAUCAAACGACAUGAUCAUAAAAGGAUUGCCUGUACCUAGUGAUGACACACUCAUACUUGUGUGUGGCCCUCCAGGAAUGAUGAAACACAUAUCCGGAGAUAAGGCCAAGGACCGAUCACAGGGGGAGCUCUCCGGCCUCCUAAAGGAAGUUGGAUACACGGAAGAAAUGGUAUAUAAAUUUUGACAACAGGCCAUCGAAGUACCAAAUUUUCUUCGUCAAAGGUGUCAAGAGAACAGGAAAAUCAGUUAUUUUAUGUAAUCCUCAUAGUGGGGUUUUUGUUUUAAGACAAUAGUUUAAUUUUAGAACCUGCAUGGCUGCUUACCAACAAAAGCAAAAGCAAAAGCAAAAGAGUGGUUCCAUAUAAUCUUUGAGAGAAUAAACAGAAGUUUGUUGCAUUGUUCCUUCAUAAUUCAUGAGAGAUUCAACUGAACUAACAAUGUUCAUAGAACACAAUUUUAAUAAAUCAAGACUCUGAUAUGUUCUGUUA